UCUUUUAAAAACAAAAGACAAACCCUACUACAGUAAUACUGUAAAUUGUUCUCUCUCUCACGUCUCCCAAUCCCACUCAUCAAACUCUCCGAAACAACGUUACUGUCUGGCUCUAAGUUGUUGUGGCUGACUCGAGAUCCUAUAGAACAAGCUCUAAAUCCCUCUGUAUUUGCAGCCCAAAGAGUCAAUAGACCUCCACUGGGGUUGACCUUCCUUCAAAGGGAGCCACAUAGGUUAUAACCAACAUGGAUUUAAUGUUGAAGCUUUAAAUAUAUUUUAUCGAAUGCUUAGGGAAUCCUCGCUGAAGCCGGACCAUUAUACUUUAGCAAGUGUACUAUCAGCUUGUUCUAAUCUUGAAGAGCUAAAUGUAGGGAAACAAAUCCAUUCUCAUAUUCUUAGAACUGAGUUUGACUCUUCUGGGGCAGUUGGGAAUGCUUUGAUAUCCAUGUACUCACAAUGUGGUGCAGUAGAAAUUGCCCAAAGGAUUUUGGAGCAGGGUCGAAUAUCCAAUUUAAAUGUUAUUGCUUUUACCGCCCUACUGAAUGGCUACAUCAAACUUGGUGAUAUAGAUCCAGCAAGGAAGAUUUUUGAUUCACUAAAGGACCGGGAUGUGGUUGCAUGGACAGCUAUGAUUGUUGGCUACAUGCAGAAUGGCUUAAACAAUGAUGCAAUGGAUCUCUUCAGGUUAAUGUUUGAAAUAGGGCCAGAACCCAAUAGCUAUACUCUAGCAGCUAUGCUGAGUGUUUGCUCGAGCUUAGCAUCUUUGAAUCAUGGCAAACAAAUCCAUGCUGCAGCUUUAAAAUCAGGGGAAGCAUUAUCAGUUUCUGUAAGUAAUGCCUUGAUUACCAUGUAUGCAAAGUCUGGAAACAUAAGUUGUGCACAGAGAGUAUUUAAUUUGAUACAUUGGAAAAAAGAAACUGUAUCUUGGACUUCAAUGAUCCUAGCUUUAGCUCAACAUGGAUUUGGAGAGGAAUCCAUACAGUUAUUUGAGAAUAUGUUGGCAAUGGGUAUAAGACCUGAUCAUAUCACUUAUGUAGGUGUUCUCUCUGCUUGUAUACAUGUUGGCUUGGUAGCACAAGGUCGCCUAUAUUUCAGGAUGAUGAAAGAUGUGCAUGGUAUUGAACCCACCUCAAGCCACUAUUCCUGCAUGAUUGACCUCUUUGGACGUGCCGGACUGCUGCAAGAAGCACAAGAUUUUAUAGAGAAGAUGCCAAUUGAACCAGAUGCAAUAGCUUGGGGCUCAUUGUUAGCUUCCUGUAAAGUUCACAAGAAUGUUAAGCUGGCAAAACUUGCAGCUGAGAGAUUACUUUCAAUUGAUCCUGAAAAUAGCGGGGCCUAUUCAGGACUUGUUAAUGCCUAUGCGGCUUGCCAUAAGUGGGAAGAAGCUGCUAAAAUUAGAAAAUCAAUGAAGGAUAGGCAAGUUAAGAAAGAACAAGGAUUUAGCUGGGUUCAGAUAAAGAAUGAAGUUCACGUUUUUGGGGUUGAAGAUGUGCUUCAUCCCCAAAGGGAUGCUAUAUUUCAGACAAUGGAAAAAAUAUGGAAAGAGAUUAAGAAACUGGGUUUUGUUCCAGAUACUGAAUCAGUGCUGCACGAUCUUGAUCACGAGUUGAAAGACGAGCUCCUUCGGCAUCAUAGUGAAAAGCUUGCUAUUGCAUUCGGGCUACUAAAUACCCCAGAUAAUACUACUUUAAGGAUCAUGAAAAACCUUAGAGUUUGUAAUGACUGCCACUCUGCAAUUAAAUACAUCUCCAAGCUUGUUGGCAGAGAAAUUAUUGUUAGGGAUGCCACUCGUUUUCACCAUUUCAAAGAUGGGUUUUGCUCUUGUCGGGAUUAUUGGUAAGGUGGAUGGAUAAAAUGUUACCACUUGGGGCUAUGAUUGGAGUACUAAACCUGAACCUAGUAGCUCAAGAUUGGGCAAAUUUUUAUUUGCUGGUUUUGGUAUUUUCUGCAUCAACUGCUGUCAGAUUCACGGAACUUCUAUAGAAGAUCUGAAACAUAAUUGAUGCUACAGCCUUGCCUUGUUCAGAAAGUUGCUUUAUUUGGCCUACUACACUAUAGAGAUUCAAGCUCAACAGUUUCAGCUCUGUUCUUGGAUGGGCUUCCUGCUUGGUUACCACUACACUUAUCAGAUGCAUCUAGCAGAAAAAUGGGGAAUCGUCCAAUGUCCCAGAAGGGAAGCGGUUUGAUUAUGAGCCAAACUAAGUUGAAUCCAAUCAAUUAGCUUGUCUAACUCAUAAUCUUAUGAACACGUAUGUUCUCUUUUAUAUUUUCGAUGUGAGACUCUUAACAGUUUGCUUCAGUGAAUCAUGCGGGCGCAUGUUCAAAUAUUAGAAGCUACUUGAGUGAAAGGAAGCGCUACAAUGAUGGUCUUGCUGAUACUAAAUAAACUGGCAUAGGACGUUGGGCUAAAGUUGCAUUCUUGGCGUUGUGAAGAGGGUGUUAUAGCAGUGCAGGUUGUUGAAAGUUGAAAUCCAUUGAUUGAUACUAUAAAGGCAGAAUGCAGGGAAGUGGAGUGUACUGAUAAUGCUAAGUCCACCAUAAAAUGGUCAUGCAGAUAUAUGAAUAAUGUUUCUCUUAAACUAGCAUUUAUGUAUAUAUAUAUAUAUAGGGUGAUGAGGAGAACUGGUAGGUACUACCUGAAGAUGUAUAUUGGAUAAACCAUGUCUUAUGUUUUAUGACCCUAGCGACCAGCGGCCCAAAUAUAUUGUAUUGUGUAAUUCCAAUUGCUGUGUUUGGGCCAAAGUGUUUGAUUUAUCAAUGAAAAAGAACAAUUGGUGAAAU
This is a messenger RNA of Ipomoea nil (Japanese morning glory), 2781 nucleotides long. RefSeq names its product pentatricopeptide repeat-containing protein At2g22070-like. Bases 284 to 1840 code for a protein of 518 amino acids. Gene Ontology annotation, molecular function: protein binding; RNA binding; zinc ion binding. Lineage: Eukaryota; Viridiplantae; Streptophyta; Magnoliopsida; Solanales; Convolvulaceae. The record is from RefSeq and is a predicted model, not a curated record. The transcript is spliced from 6 exons. Gene Ontology annotation, biological process: RNA modification.